This is a messenger RNA of Cotesia congregata, 939 nucleotides long. The record is from the annotation of a GenBank genome assembly. Lineage: Eukaryota; Metazoa; Arthropoda; Insecta; Hymenoptera; Braconidae.
AUGCAACGAGGUGGUCGUCCAAAACAUAGUUUUUGGGAAGAAGGAGGAUUUAAAAGUAUUCGCCAAAACGGCAAACAAGUUGCGUCAUGUUUACGGUGUAGCAAAAUUAUAAACAACACUGCUGAACAGCGAUUAAAAAGUCACAGAAAAACGUGUAUAUGGGAAGUUGAGAAUUCUAAUAUUGAUGACAGCAGCGAUGAUUCCGUAGUUCGACAUUUAUCAUUAAAACUUAAAAAUCGAUCUGGAAGUUAUGAAGAGAAUAAUAACUGUACUACUACUUGUAAUACUGAUGGAGUCAUCACAUUAUCAACCGUCAAAUUGAAGAAGAAUACGCCUAAAAUAAAUUCUUUUAUAGAUAAAAUAAGCGAGACUGAGCAUUCAAAAUUAGACGAAGCUUUAAGUUACUUCUUUUUUACAGCUUUAAGUAUAGAUAUAUAUGCUCAAGCAGUAGCAGACUGGGCUCGUGAAAAUGACCUCGAAAUAAAUUAUAAGAAGACCAAAGUCAUGAUCUUGGGAAGUAAACACAAAUUGAAAUUGCUUGAAAACUUUGAGCUACCUGAGAUCAUUAUAGAUGGCAAUGUAAUACCAUAUACAAAUUCAACCAAACAUCUAGGAGUCCAUCUUUCAAAUAAUCUUUCUUGGAAUAUGCACAUCUCACAGGUAUCACGCAAAGUUUAUGGUUCACUAAAUAGCGAACCAAAAUUUCUACGUGAUUUAUUUAUUGAAGAAGACCCUGUCAUCAGACGAUCGCAAAGAAUAGCCAACAGAAAUAAUAAUAUCACCUUUAAAAUAAUCAAUUUUGUUACUACAACCUACGAGCAUUCAUUUGUUAUGUCAGCUAUACGGUUUUGGCAAGAUCUACCUCCUGAAAUUUCAAAUUCUCUUGGUUUAGAAUCCUUCAAGACAAGAGUAUUCGAUUUUCUUAUAAAUCUUGAAUAA